This is a messenger RNA of Aspergillus viridinutans, 1266 nucleotides long. RefSeq lists its product as uncharacterized. Lineage: Eukaryota; Fungi; Ascomycota; Eurotiomycetes; Eurotiales; Aspergillaceae. The record is from RefSeq and is a predicted model, not a curated record. The coding region runs from base 1 to 1266 and encodes 421 amino acids. Gene Ontology annotation, biological process: transmembrane transport. Gene Ontology annotation, molecular function: transmembrane transporter activity. The transcript has a single exon. Gene Ontology annotation, cellular component: fungal-type vacuole membrane.
AUGGCCGACAUCGUCCAGGAGACUCCUGCUGAGGAGAAACCCGCCCCCGGCCCCUCGCCAGCUCCGAACGGUGGUGCCUUGGCCUGGCUCAAUGUUCUGGGCAGCUUCAUGUUAUACUUCAACACUUGGGGCAUCCUCAACACUUUCGGCGCAUACCAGACGUACUAUGAGUCCGGCGAACUCUUCCAUGCCUCUCCUUCCAACAUCUCCUGGGUUGGAUCGCUCGCUGCCUUUCUGCUCCUGUUUGUCGGUCUCUUUGUCGGUCCCAUCUUUGAUCGCGGUUACCUUCGCAUCCUCCUCAUUGCAGGCACCCUGCUUAUUGUUUUCGGACAUAUGAUGUUGAGCCUAUGCCAUGAACUUUGGCAAGUGCUGCUUGCACAGGGAUUUGCGGUUGGGAUUGGUACAGGUUGCUUGUUUGUUCCAUGCGUUGCCAUCAUCCCUCAGUACUUUACUACCAAGAUGGGCGCUGCCCUGGGUGCAGCCGCCUCUGGAUCUGCACUUGGGGGUGUUAUUUACCCUAUUGUUCUUUAUGAACUCAUUGAUCAAAUUGGCUUCCCAUGGGCAGUCCGUGUGAUUGGAUUCAUCGCUUUAGCCACCCUCCUUAUUCCCAUCAGUCUCAUGCGUCUGCGCGUGAAGCCACCUAAGGUUCGCGCUCUCAUUGACCUGACAGCGUUUAGCGACCCAGCUUAUCUGGCGUUUGUCUUCACCUCUCUCAUCGCGUACAUGGGUCUCUUUGUCAUACUAUUCUACCUGUCAUUUUUUGCUUCAGCGACCGGCAUCACCGAUCGAAGCCUGGCAUUCUACCUGGUCCCCAUUUUCAACGCGGCCUCCGUUUUCGGCCGGACAAUUCCCAACAAGCUGGCCGACCGCUUCGGUUCUUUCAACCUUCUUGUCCCUGCCACCUUAUCCUCGGGCCUUCUGACGCUUUGCAUGAUGGCGGUGAAGUCCAAGGCCGCAGUCAUUGUUAUGGCUGUGCUGUCCGGAUUCAUGAGUGGUGCGCUCAUCGGACUGCCUCCAAUGUGUCUUGCCAACCUCACCCAGGACAAGUCCAAGCUGGGCACGCGCGUUGGCAUGGGCUAUGCCAUCAUUGCACUGGGUGUGCUUAUCAGUGGACCCAGCAGCGGUGCAAUUCUUAGGCACGGUGGUUCUUCACUUGACUGGACUAGCUUGUGGACUUUUGGUGGCGUUCCGACCUGCGUCGCGGGCUUGGGCUACGCCGCCAUACGCAUCGUCAAGUACGGGUCAAAGCUGAACAUCAAGGCUUGA